GAGUCGCCGGAGGAAUAGAGUACAUUCCGAUUGGAGAUCGUUUACAUACAUAAGAAUGAAGAUUUUGGUGAAGACUUUAAAUGGUACUCACUUCGCAAUCGACGUGAAACCUGAAGACACGUUAUGCAUUUUCCACCUACUCCUUUGUCAAGAUAAUUUCGCUCUCUAAGAGGAGAAAAACUUGGGCAUAGCAGUGGUAUCAUGUCAUCAUGCCUACAUGGGAUCACCAAUUUAAUCAAGGAGUAAUACACUUUUCACUUCAGUAGCAGAGCUGUUUGUUCCAGCAUUAAAAAGAGGGCUGCAACCUCUGUCAUUUGAUUUGUCAUGAUUGGUCAGUCACCAUUGUAACGAAGUUUUUUGGACUUUUUAUGCGUUGAUGGUCCUUUUGUCAAUAACUAUUUUUUUCUUUUUCUGUAACUUGAUGUUUGCUUUUAUAUUUUCAAGAAUGAAUUUGAUUUGAAGUCAAAAUUGUGCAUUUGACCCAAGACACAUGGAAGUUAUUAAUUUCCCUCUUUGUCCUGGACCAAAGCAAUCUCUAAUUUUACAAUAUGGUGCAUGAAGCACGAAGCAAUAUGAAUGGUCUAUAUAUUUAACCAUUCAUCCAUCUAUAUGUUUUACAAUAUGUCUGUCUAUCUAUCUAUCUAUGUAUCUAUCCAUAUUUCAUUUUUUCUGCCCCUCUAUCUAUCAGUGAUUUAGCGGCAUUGACUUUGUUAGGUCAAUAGGACGUAUGUUGGUGAAUUUUGUAGAUCGUGACAUUAAGUUAGAACUUUUACUUAAUUUCUAGUUUAGUUUAGAAAUUGUCAAAAGUUAGCUAACUGUUGGUUACCUCUCCAAAUUGAUGAUGAACUACAUGCCACGACAAAGGACACCUUGAUAAUCUUCAUCAACAAGGGUAAAAAGGCACCACAGAGACAUGCUCAAGCUCCUAGUUCAACUCCAGCAUCAGCUGAUCCUCAACCUCCUGUAACUAUAUUGGCAUCGUGAGUUCAAGUUUCGCAUGGCAUUGAUAUGCUAUAUUUUGUCGCUUUCUGUCCUUUGGUUUGUGUUGGAUAAUAGUGUAAUUAAUGAUAGAGUUGUGGUCAUCUUGUAAAUAAGCUAUACUUGUACAUAAAUAUAUCUAUCUAUCUAUCUAUAUAAAUAUCUCAGAUUUUUAGGGUUCUCUGUAAUUCUGAGAACACCACAAAACACCUUUCUCUCUCUACCUCUCAACAUGGUAUCGGAGCCAAAAGUAAUUGAAAACACGUGCUGGAACAAAAAGGCGGCCUUACGUGAGGGGGCGUGUUAGAGGAUAUAAAUAAUAAAGUUACAUCCUCUCUAACAGCUUAAGCUUUUAUAGUAGAUGGCUGUCAACAGUUUGCGAUAUGCAUAUUUAUUCCUACUUCACAGUCCUACACCCACUCUUGCGCCUGCAGCAUCUCCUGCUUCUUCUGUUGUUGCUGGAUCAGAGCCGGUCUAUGGUCAAACAGCAUCAAACCUGGUUGCAGGAAUCAUCCUUGAGGGAGCAAUCCUGCAAAUUCUUGAUAUGGGUGGAGGGACUUGGGAUAGGGAUAUUGUUCUUCGUGCCCUUCUUGCUGCUUACAACAACCCCAAGAGAGCUGUUGAAUAUUUAUAUUCUGGUAUACCUGAGCAAGCUGAGGUUCCACGUCUGGUCCAAUCCGAGGAUAGCAGGCAGGCUGCAAAUCCUCCAAUUCAGCCUCCACAACCAGCACCUGUUCCUUCAAGUGGACCCAAUGCAAAUCCGUUGGAUCUAUUUCCCCAAGUAGGGCCAUCCACCAUGGGUUCGAGUGCUGCUGGUGCAGGCACCCUAGAUUUUUUACGCAACAGUCAACAGUUCCAAGCCUUGCAAGCUAUGGUGCAGGCCAAUCCACAAAUCUUGCAGCCAAUGCUUCAGGAGUUAGGGAAACAGAAUCCUAACCUGAUUAGGCUUAUUCAAGAGCAUCAGGCUGAUUUCCUUCGUCUCAUCAAUGAGCCUGUUGAAGAUGGAGGAGGGAACAUAUUGGGGCAGCUUGCUUCGGUCAUGCCCGAGGAAUUAACUGUAACACCUGAGGAACAAGAAGCCGUAGAACGUCUUGAAGCAAUGGGGUUUGAUCGAGCAAUUGUUCUGGAGGCGUUCUUUGCCUGUAACAAGAAUGAAGAAUUGGCGGCCAACUACCUUUUAGAUCGCAUGAAUGAAUUUGAGGAUUGAUGUUAAGAGUAACUUUGGAACAAUUUCUUCUCUCUCUCUCUCACACUUUCAUCCGGUAUUUUCUUUCUUCCCUUUCCCUGAUUUCUCUCUUUCUUAUUGCAUACGCUCCAUCCACAACACUUCGCUUUGGGAGUCCUAUAAUCUUGGCUGCUCGAGAGGACAUGAAAUGUGAAAAAGCUACUCUUAUCAUGUUUUCACCCUCUUCUUUUUGUAUCUCUGCCUUAUUAGGAUUCUAUACAGUAGUUCUAUACAUAACACUCUUGCCAGUUUGUUUGUUUACGUGCUAUGCUUGAACAUUUGAGUGUUUAGGCACAUGCCAUUAACAAAUUGCGAUUAUUCUCAGUGUAUACACAAGUAUGUUGAAAUGGUAA
This is a messenger RNA of Cornus florida, 2556 nucleotides long. Its product is annotated as ubiquitin receptor RAD23c-like. Gene Ontology annotation, biological process: nucleotide-excision repair; proteasome-mediated ubiquitin-dependent protein catabolic process. Bases 1340 to 2185 code for a protein of 281 amino acids. NCBI's taxonomy places the organism in Eukaryota, Viridiplantae, Streptophyta, Magnoliopsida, Cornales, Cornaceae. Gene Ontology annotation, molecular function: damaged DNA binding; polyubiquitin modification-dependent protein binding; ubiquitin binding. Gene Ontology annotation, cellular component: nucleoplasm; cytosol. The record is from RefSeq and is a predicted model, not a curated record. The transcript is spliced from 10 exons.